GCGGGCCAGGCCGUCUCCGUGCCAAAGCAGACCGCACAGCUUCCAGGACAGCAGCCUGCCGCUGGCUUCGGAGUGAAGAUGGCAGCCGUCGCUUCGUGCGCAGCAGCGGCUGUUGGCUUGGCUACCAGCCGGAAGCGCUCCAAGACCGCGGCACGCUACACCACGCAGACGAUCCUUCCCUCCCUCGCCUGGAUCAAAUCGGGCGUGAAGGCUUCCGAGCUGCAGCCCAAGCAGCUGAAAGCCCUGACGCUGGCCGGCAACGACGUGUUGAUCGGCAAGACGGAGGCUGGGGCGCUCUUCUGCGUGGGCAACUUGUGCCCACACAUCGGUACGCCCAUGAGCGAGGGCGCCGACGUGAUCGGCGACGUCAUCGUCUGCCCUUUGCAUGGAUCCUCCUUCAAAGUGACCACAGGUGAGCUCCUGGAUUGGUGCGUCUCCCCGCCUAUCAUUGGCCCCUUGACUGGACUGAUCGUGGAGAAGAAGAACCUGCUGGUCUUCGAGGUGCGCCAGGGCGGCUUGCUGGGAACCGGCGAUGUCGAGGUCCUCGUGGACACCAGUGCCAAGAAGGCCUACGAGGCCUGGUACUGGAAGGGCCUGCUGGAUGCCCAGGGCAAGGACGACGGCACGUACUACUGA
Molecule: messenger RNA, 636 nt
Organism: Symbiodinium necroappetens
Lineage: Eukaryota; Dinophyceae; Suessiales; Symbiodiniaceae
Source: the annotation of a GenBank genome assembly